CCGGCGCGACCUCUAGGACUUACCCAGAAGACAUCACUGCACUCUGGGGUCAAAAUGGCGGGCAGGCCUGCGGGUAAAGUGGCAGGAAGAAAAGGAUCGGAGACCCUCGUCCCGUGCCUCGAGCUUAAUAGAAAUAGAAGCAGCCCACAGAGGUUGAUAGUGAAACUUCAAGUCCACCUUGGUUUUUCUGAACGGUCUCACCACAUAGUUCAGGCUCGUCUUAGAUUCACUAUGUACCCCAGGCUGGCCCUGAACUCAUGUGUGCUAUCAGUUGCAGCAUCAGGCCGGUGGCUGGGUGGUAUUCGGAAAUGGUAUUACAGUGCUGCAGGGUUCAAUAAGCUGGGCUUAAUGCGUGAUGAUACAAUGUACGAAGACGAAGACGUAAAAGAAGCCAUAAGAAGGCUUCCCGAGAACCUGUAUAAUGAUAGGAUGUUUCGCAUUAAGAGAGCAUUGGACCUGACCCUGAAGCAUCAGAUCUUGCCGAAAGAACAGUGGACAAAAUAUGAGGAGGAUAAAUGCUACCUUGAACCGUAUCUCAAAGAGGUUAUUCGGGAAAGAGAAGAAAGAGAAGAAUGGGCAAAGAAGUAAUCGCAGUUGAAAUCUGUGGAUGCAGCUGUCUUCAAAAUAUUUUUAUGAACUUGAUUAAGCCUGAAAUAUAAUUUUAAGAAUUAUUUAGUCUUCAGACAUCCUACUUUAAAUAAAUGUCUGAAUAAUCA
Heterocephalus glaber (naked mole-rat) is the source of this 716-nucleotide messenger RNA. The record is from RefSeq and is a predicted model, not a curated record. NCBI's taxonomy places the organism in Eukaryota, Metazoa, Chordata, Mammalia, Rodentia, Bathyergidae.